Messenger RNA from Patella vulgata (common limpet), 3709 nucleotides. RefSeq names its product mucin-2-like. The transcript is spliced from 7 exons. Bases 867 to 1871 code for a protein of 334 amino acids. Lineage: Eukaryota; Metazoa; Mollusca; Gastropoda; Patellidae. Gene Ontology annotation, molecular function: chromatin binding. The record is from RefSeq and is a predicted model, not a curated record. Gene Ontology annotation, cellular component: pericentric heterochromatin. Gene Ontology annotation, biological process: negative regulation of transcription by RNA polymerase II; chromatin organization.
CUGUUUGCGUUCUAUAAAUAGCCUACUGUUUACUGGGGGAUGCCUAGAUUUGUCAACCAAAUUUCAAUAUCUUGGUAGUGCCCUAGGCAACUGAAUUUUAACAAAAAUUUCCUAGCUGUUACAGUUGAGCUUUAUGGAGAGAAAUAUGAUUCAGAAGUCACAUGUGAUUAGAUGGGUGAAGUAUGAUGACAUGUUCUUAAUUCUGGGUAGUCGUAUAAGGAAAUUGUAAAUGCCCUCUGUUCACUGACAAGCUCUAUAAUUGCUGGUGUAAUUAUUUCUUUGUAAUGUUAAGUGGUAGGCAUAUGUCAACAUGCUUCCAAGUCUAUCUUAUGUAAAUGUAAGGGUACUUUCAAAUAAUUCAGACUAAUUUUGUUUCAACAAAUCAAUUUCAGAAUUGGAUUAUAAAUAAAAAAAGGAAAGAGAGCGGUAGAGUGUAUAAAAAAAACCAUUACAUAAAAGACUCUACUCAAUACAAUAAUUUUUGUAGAGACCAGAGCAAAAAAGGAAUAAAGGAUUUCAAGCUUUGGAGUAGGAACUGGGCAGAACUGUCUAGUCAGGAAAAAUUAGAAUAUAGAUACUCUCCAGUUCCUCUCAAAGACCAAUCCCCAAAUUAAAAAAAAAACACAUCAACAGCUUUAUUGAAACAGUUACAGGGAAUUUUAAUUAAACUAAGCGAUUGUGAUGUUGACAUUGCUGCUGCUGGAGAAAGGGAAGGAAACAUCAUUUUUGCUGGCUCUAACAGUAGCAAAUUUCUGAAAUAUUUGGAAAAUAGAGAGGAUGAAUUUGUCAACUCGCUACUUUUAAAACCGGGAAAGGAUGCUGAAGAAUCAUGUACAAAACAGCUUAGAAAACAGGUACAAGAUCAUAUGAAUGCUCUAUAUGGAAAAGCUACAACAUCUUAUCAAAGAUUUCCAUAUGAGAGAGUCAAACGGGGAGAAAUAGUUGUAGAUGGUUUCCCACAGGAAGUAAAGCCGAUUCAAGUACCAUCUAGAUAUGGCAGGAAGAAAUUAAAUUUAAUUUUAUCUGUUCAAGAAAUAUCUGUGAAGGAAACUGAACCAUCACGAACAACAGCACCACCCCUAACAACAGCACCACACAUAACAACAGCACCAAACCUAACAACAGCACCAUACCUAACAACACAUCCAUUAACAACAGCACCACACAUAACAACACAUCCAUUAACAACAGCACCACACAUAACAACACAUCCAUUAACAACAGCACCACACAUAACAACACAUCCAUUAACAACAGCACCACACAUAACAACACAUCCAUUAACAACAGCACCACACAUAACAACACAUCCAUUAACAACAGCACCACACAUAACAACACAUCCAUUAACAACAGCACCACACAUAACAACACAUCCAUUAACAACAGCACCACACAUAACAAAACAUCCAUUAACAACAGCACCACACAUAACAACACAUCCAUUAACAACAGCACCACACAUAACAACACAUCCAUUAACAAUAGAACCACACAUAACAACACAUCCAUUAACAACAGCACCACACAUAAAAACACAUCCAUUAACAACAGCACCACACAUAACAACACAUCCAUUAACAAUAGCACGACCCAUAACAACACAUCCAUUAACAAUAGCACCACACAUAACAACACAUCCAUUAACAACAGCACCACACAUAACCACACAGAUGCUUACUGCAGAUCAGAGUAAUAUAGAAUAUGAAGUAGAGUGUAUAGUUAAAAAAAGAAAAAAAAAUCGAAAGGUUCAGUACCUCCUACACUGGAAGGGUUAUCCAUCUUCUGCCGAUUCUUGGGAAGAUGAGGAACAUUUGAAUGAAACCUUAAAAAAAUCAUUGAAAAUUAAAAAAAACAAAACAAGUAAAUAAGUGACUAAAUAUGCAGAACAAUAUAUCAAUUUUAGACAUAUGAACAGUUUACACCAGAGUUAAUCCACUCAGCCUGUGUGAUCUACGACAUUAUACAUUAUAUUGUAUAAAUUAUUAUUUGUAUCCAUUUCAAAAGUUAACACAAGUAAGGUUUCACAUGAAAUACCAGUUUUGUGGUUAAUUCUAUAUAUUUGUUUGUAAAUUUUGUAUAAAAUGCUGAGAAAAUCAGUAUAAAAAAAUAUAUAUAUAUGUUUUUAUGUUUUAUUAAUAAGUUCAACUUAUUGUUAGCAAAGUCUGAAUUAUGGAAUCAAUAUUGUUUUAUAAGCAGUUUAAAUUUUCUUUAUGUUUGAAAAUUACAUUCAUAUAAUAUAUCAAUUUUAGACAUGAACAGUUUAUACCAGAGUUAAUCCACUCAGCCUGUGUGAUCUACGAAACUUCCCAGGUUGACUAACUUUGAUAUCAACCUCUUUAGAAGUCAAUAUAACUCUUACGUUACAAUAUAAGUGACUAAUGGAUUCAUUUGUUAGGUUGUAUAAAAACACCUUAUAUCAUGGACGUGCAAAAGUGAGUGAAUUCUGGAUAUGUGGCUGUGUUGAAAUAUUCAACAUUUUAUGAAACAAAUCUUGCUUCGUUCAGAGGGGGUCAAUGCGAUCAUGACUGCUUCGUUUGGAACAAAUGCUGAUUUUCAGUCACAUGAGUUGAUGUAGUCGAUCAGCAUUUAUUCAAAUUUAUUGCUUCGUUUCAAGAAGGGGGUCCAGGGUGAAACGAAGCAAGCUCUGUUUUGUAAAAUGCUGAAUAUUUUGACACCGCCCCUAAGGCGACUGUGCUUUGGAUUUGUUACUCAGUUAAAAUAAGAGAGAAGUAUUCCAUGGAUUAGGUUUUCACAAGGUCAUAAUAACUCACCCUUCCCAUCGAAAGACGUCAUGGACAACAUAAUAGGGACAUGUUUUAUAAUGUGUAAAAACUUUACAUCUUUGCUGCAUCUGACUUUUUGCUAUAAUUUGCUUAAUGUUUUGGAUGAAUGGAAAUUUCUGCUAUAGGUUCAUAAAUAGAUAGACAUUAUACAUUAUAUUGUAUAAAUUAUUAUUUGUGUCCAUUUCAAAAGUUAACAGAAGUAAGGUUUCACAUAAAAUACCAGUUUUAGUGUGGUUAGUUUUAUGUAUUUGUUUGUAAAUUUUGUAUAUAAUGCUGAGAAAAUAAGUAUAACAAAAUAUAUAUAUGUUUUUAUGUUAUUAUAUCAAUAAGUUCAAUUUAUUGUUAGCAAAGCCUGAAUGAUAGAAUCAAUAUUAUUUUAUAAGCAGUUGAAAUUUUCUUUGUUUGCAAAUUACAUUCAUAUAAUAUAUCAAUUUUAGACAUGAACAGUUUAUACCAGAGUUAAUCCACUCAGCCUGUGUGAUCUACGAAACUUCCCAGGUUGACUAACUUUGAUAUCAACCUCUUUAGAAGUCAAUAUAACUCUUACGUUACAAUAUAAGUGACUAAUGGAUUCAUUUGUAAGGUUGUAUAAAAACACCUUAAAUCAUGGACGUUCAAAAGUUAGUGAAUUCUAGAUAAGGGGCCGUGUCGAAAUAUUCAACAUUUUAUGAAACAAAUCUUGCUUCGUUCAGAGGGGGUCAAUGCGAUCAUGCCUGCUUCGUUUGGAACAAAUGCUGAUUUUCAGUCACAUGAGUUGAUGUAGUCGAUCAGCAUUUAUUCAAAUUUAUUGCUUCGUUUCAAGAAGGGGGUCCAGGGUGAAACGAAGCAAGCUCUGUUUUGUAAAAUGCUGAAUAUUUUGACACCGCCUCUAAGGCGACUGUGCUUUGAAUUCUAUAUAUUUGUUUGUAAAUUUUGUAUAUAAU